Molecule: messenger RNA, 5237 nt
Organism: Lutra lutra (Eurasian river otter)
Lineage: Eukaryota; Metazoa; Chordata; Mammalia; Carnivora; Mustelidae
Gene: THSD4
Product: thrombospondin type 1 domain containing 4
Exons: 18
Coding region: 335-3385 (1016 amino acids)
Biological process (GO): extracellular matrix organization
Cellular component (GO): extracellular matrix
Molecular function (GO): metalloendopeptidase activity
Source: RefSeq, a predicted model, not a curated record
GAGGAGGGACCGAAGGAGCGCGGAUCCCGGUUCUCCCGAUCGCAAACUCCGAGCUACAGCUUUCCGCGCGCACCCGAGCUUCUGGCCGCCUGCUCAGCCCGACGCCGAAGCGGGGCGCAGUGGGAGCCCGUGCAGGGCGGGCGCGGGGCGGCGGCGGCGGCCGUCCAUGCGGCGUGCUCCGGGCUGCCGGGCGCCGGGAAGCACGCGGGGGCGAGGCGAGGCGGCCGCCGGCCGAUCCGGGACGCGGACCGCCAGGAGCCGGACACCACUCCCACCUGUGGAAAAUUAGUAACAUCUCAGAGGCGCCCUUGCUUUUUCCGGGACGCCCAGCAUCAUGGUUUCUCAUUUCAUGGGGUCGUUCAGUGUCCUGGGUUCCCUCCUGCUGCUUGGACUCCAGCUCGUCUGCCCACAGCCCUCCACUGAACACAGAAAGGUCCCGCAGCGGAUGGCGGCAGCCCAGGGCAUCCCCGAGGACAGUGGCGGCGGCGGCUCCCCGGGCGUGUGGGGCGCCUGGGGGCCCUGGUCCGCCUGCUCUCGCAGCUGCAGCGGCGGCGUGAUGGAGCAGACGCGGCCCUGCCUGCCCAGCUCGUACCGCGCGCGGGGGGCCCUGCGGCCCGGAGCGCCCCCGCGCGCCUUCGCGGGCCACGUGGUGUCGGCCGUGCGCACGUCGGUGCCGCUGCACCGGAGCCGCGAGCGCCAGGAGCUGCGCGCCCCGGUCGGCCCCGAGGCCAGCCGCCAGGGCCCGGGGUCGCGGGGCAGCCGGCACCCGCAGGCGCGGGCCCGCGACCCCACCGCGGAAAGAAGGAGCAGGACCCGCGGCCCCAUUGGCCCUGGCAAGUAUGGCUACGGUAAGGCCCCGUACAUCCUGCCACUGCAGACGGACUCGGCACACUCGCCGCAGAGGCUUCGGAGGCAGAGGCCUUCCAGGUCGCAGGGGGCAUCGGGUCCCAGCCACGGCUACAGCCCGCCGGCCCACCGGGCUCCCCAGCACGGGUCUCUGUACCAGAGUGACGGGGGCCCCCGUUCUGGACUGCAGACCUCCGAGGCCUCCGUCUACCAGCUGCCGUUGACCCAUGACCCAGGCUUCCCCGCAGCUUCCAGUCUCUUCCACGGCCUGGAAAGCGGCAGCAGCCACGACCCGGGGGCCCCCAGGGCAGCGCAGAGCUCCUCACAGCCUGCCCGGUCUGCAGCCAUCUCCUGCAUCGGGGCCUACCGACAGUACAAGCUGUGUAACACCAACGUGUGUCCAGAAAGCAGUAGAAGCAUCCGGGAAGUCCAGUGUGCAUCCUACAACAACAAGCCCUUCAUGGGCCGCUUCUAUGAAUGGGAACCGUUUGCAGAAGUAAAGGGCAACCGGAAGUGUGAGUUGAACUGCCAGGCAAUGGGCUACCGCUUCUACGUCCGCCAAGCUGAGAAGGUCAUUGAUGGUACCCCCUGUGACCAGAAUGGCACGGCCAUCUGCGUGUCUGGGCAGUGCAAGAGCAUUGGCUGUGACGACUACCUGGGCUCAGACAAGGUGGUGGACAAAUGCGGGGUGUGCGGCGGCGACAACACAGGCUGUCAGGUUGUGUCGGGCGUGUUCAAGCAUGCCCUUACCAGCCUGGGCUACCACCGUGUGGUCGAGAUCCCCCAAGGAGCCACCAAAAUCAACAUCACCGAGAUGCACAAGAGCAACAACUAUUUGGCUUUGCGAAGUCGUUCCGGCCGCUCCAUCAUCAACGGGAACUGGGCGAUUGACCGGCCGGGAAGGUACGAGGGUGGAGGGACCAUGUUCACCUACAAGCGUCCAAAUGAGAUCUCAAGCACCGCUGGAGAAUCCUUUCUGGCUGAAGGCCCCACGAAUGAGAUCUUGGAUGUCUAUAUGAUCCACCAGCAGCCCAAUCCCGGAGUCCACUAUGAAUACGUCAUCAUGGGGACCAACGCCAUCAGCCCACAGGUGCCUCCUCACAGGAGACCAGGAGAGCCCUUCAAUGGCCAGCUGGGAACAGAUGGAAGGAGCCAGGAGGAGGGAGCAGAGAAAGAGGGGGCCGAGGAGAAGGAAGAUGUGCAUGGCGGCACCCCCGAAGUAUUCACCUCGAAAUCGGCACAGACCUUCCCAGUCAGGCAUCCAGAUGGAUUUUCCUCCCACCGACCCGACAAUCUGGUGCCAGUGGCCCCGCAGCCCCCAAGGCGAAGCCGGGACCACAACUGGAAACAGCUCGGGACCACAGAAUGCUCCACGAGUUGUGGGAAAGGAUCGCAGUUCCCUAUUUUUCGCUGUGUACACAGAAACACCCACGAAGAGGUUCCCGAGAGCUACUGUGACUCCAGCAUGAAGCCUACCCCUGAGGAGGAGCCCUGCAACCUCUUCCCUUGCCCAGCUUUCUGGGACAUCGGAGAGUGGUCCGAGUGCAGCAAAACCUGCGGCCUGGGCAUGCAGCACCGCCAGGUCCUGUGCCGCCAGGUGUACGCCAACCGCAGCCUGACAGUGCAGCCGUACCGCUGCCAGCACCUGGAGAAGCCCGAGACCACCAGCACGUGCCAGCUCAAGAUCUGCAGCGAGUGGCAGAUCCGGACGGACUGGACCUCGUGCUCAGUGCCCUGCGGAGUGGGGCAGAGAACCCGAGACGUGAAGUGCGUGAGCAACAUCGGGGACGUGGUGGACGACGAGGAAUGCAACAUGAAGCUCCGGCCCAACGACAUUGAGAACUGCGACAUGGGGCCCUGUGCCAAAAGCUGGUUCCUCACCGAGUGGAGUGAACGGUGCUCAGCAGAGUGUGGGGCUGGAGUGCGGACACGCUCCGUGGUGUGCAUGACGAACCACAUCAGCAGCCUGCCCCUGGAGGGCUGUGGGAACAACCGGCCUGCGGAGGCCACCCCUUGUGACAAUGGGCCCUGCACGGGCAAGGUGGAAUGGUUUGCAGGGAGCUGGAGUCAGUGUUCCAUCGAGUGUGGGAGUGGGACCCAACAGAGGGAGGUGAUUUGUGUUAGGAAGAAUGCGGACAUCUUUGAAGUACUGGACCCCUAUGAGUGUUCCUUCCUGGAGAAACCCCCCAGCCAGCAAUCGUGCCACCUCAAGCCUUGUGGGGCCAAAUGGUUUAACACAGAAUGGAGCAUGUGCUCCAAGAGCUGCCAGGGUGGCUUCCGGGUCCGCGAAGUGCGCUGCCUGUCAGAUGACAUGACUAUAAGCAACCUCUGUGACCCGCAGUUGAAACCAGAAGAGAAGGAAUCUUGUAACCCUCAGGACUGUGUCCCUGAAGUUGAUGAAAACUGCAAGGACAGGUACUACAACUGCAACGUGGUGGUCCAGGCGCGACUCUGUGUCUACAACUACUACAAGACCGCUUGCUGCGCCUCCUGCACGCGCGUGGCCAACAGGCAGGCGGGCUUCCUGGGGAGCAGAUAACAGCCCCGCCCCCACGCUGCAGCAGGGGAGCGGGUCAGGGAGGCGGGGAGCCGUGGGGCCAGGGGCUCCUGGGUACCACCCUCCCCCACCCCGCAGUGCUGCCAGCGGGCGUAGUCAUCACCCCACCUUCCACAGAGCGCAUCCAUGUGGGGCCCUGGGGCCAAGCCACGGUUGUCCUUUAGCAACACCUUAAACCGAGGAUCCCUGCUUGGGAACCCUGGCACGUGGUGCUGUGCUCUCUGAAACCUAAGCGGUGGGGGUGCUUGGAGCUCUCCGUCAACUCCCCUUCCAGCACUUUCUAAGUCAGCAGGUGGGCCCUAAUGGCGCACUGCCUCAUCUGUGGUACUUCUGGCCUUUUCAACAUCGGGGUCCCUUGGAGAGUCCAAGAGGUGGGUCCCACCCCAGAGCACUGUGGAGCCUCGCUGAGACACCUGCUUCCCACUCUUACCUCAACCCCAUGGUGCCUAUUUUCAUGCUCGGAGACAUUACGCUUUUUCCUGCUUUGUGACACAAAUAUCUCCUGUCAAAUAGUGCUUUCUUAUUUCGCAGGUGUAUUCACAGAUAAUAGAUCAUUAGCGGCUCACAAAGCCCCAGAAUGGGAGCCAGGGACUGAAUCACUAUCCCCAUUUUACUGACAAGGAAACGGAGACGUGAUUUAAGGAAUUGACCUGCCCGGUAUAUUGACCUGUGGGGUGGCAGGGUUGAGUCUGACCACACAACUCACCCGCCCAGAAGCCUUAGAUCUUCAUUUCAGACCAAGCGACUAAGAAAUUUCCCCACUCAGUAAUCAGAGCCCAGCUCUAGAAUUCUUUCCUCUGGCCAGAGGUCAAGAGGGUCCCCAUAGGACUCCGUUGUUUUACCAUGUUUCUUUCUGUUUCUGUCUUCCUGGACAAGGUCACAGAUACUGGUUAUAGGACUCUGUGCAGGUUUUGUUAAACCCCGUCCUUAAAGGAAUUGUCCUUGACACAAGAAAGCCUUUGGGGUAGCAAGGUGAUGCCUGAUACUCUGAUUCUGUUCAUUCCCCCAGUGAUAUGUGCCCCCCAGGGAACUGCACGCCAGGGGCCCUCUGGCCACAGAGCCUGUCUGGUCUCCGUGCCCUGGGCUCUCUCGGGCCCACAGCCCCCUUCCCUGGGCUGUGCGCCACCCAGUGGAACGUCUAACCGACCUGUCUCAGCAUAAAACCUGUGUUUAUAUUAGAAAGUCUCCCUUUGGUUUUUCCCAGUUGCUUUAUGGAUUUCUGUUUGUGAUUUCUCAUUCCUCCCUCCCACCACCACCCCCCUCCCGCCACUAUGACUCGUGACCUAUAUCCCACAGUCCCAGACUCAGCACUAAGAUCUGCAUUCAUGCCACUAGCCGGUGAGGGGGUUGGGGGGAAUGGGCUCCUCCAGUGACAGCCACAGUGGCUGGGUCUUCCCCAGUGCCCUUCACCUAACUCUGCAGUUCCAGGGGCCUCGGGGUACAAGGGGGAUACAGUGCUCAUUGAAAGGCAAACGAUCUGAAAAGUCAAUUAAAAGGAAAGAGUAGGGGUGUGUGUGUGUGUGUGUGUGUAUACAUACACACACACAUACAGUUGACCCUUGAACAACAUGGGGGUUCAGGGUGCAAACCACCCCCUGCAGAGAUGAAAAUCCAUGUAUAAUUUUUGACCCCCCCCCAGAAACUUAGCUCCUAACAGCCUGCUAUUGAUUGAAAACCUUACCAAGGACAUAAUCAAUCAAUACAUAUUUUUAUAUGUCAUACGUAUUAUAUAGUGUAUUCUUAAAGUAAGCUAGACGAAGGAAAUGUCAUGAAGAAAAUCACAAGGAAAAGAAAAUACAGGUACAGAGCUAUGCGGUAUUUAUCAGAAAAAAAA